This is a messenger RNA of Triticum dicoccoides, 1104 nucleotides long. RefSeq names its product BTB/POZ and MATH domain-containing protein 2-like. The record is from RefSeq and is a predicted model, not a curated record. Lineage: Eukaryota; Viridiplantae; Streptophyta; Magnoliopsida; Poales; Poaceae. The coding region runs from base 1 to 1104 and encodes 367 amino acids. The transcript has a single exon. Gene Ontology annotation, biological process: protein ubiquitination. Gene Ontology annotation, molecular function: protein binding.
AUGGCAGAGAUUUGCGAUCUCCGUGCUGCCAAUAUAGCGUCAUCCGAGGAAAGUUUGUACGUGAUCAAGAUAGACGAAUACUCCAGGAUCAAGCGGCAAACCGAGCGUGGAAAAUACGUGAAAUCGACCCCUUUCAGUGUUGGAGGUCACGACUGGGUUGUGUGGUAUUUCCCGAACGGUUGCCACACCGAAAAGUACGAAGCCGGUUUCAUAUCUGUUUUUCUAGCUCUUGAUUCCGCUGCGUCGAAGAAUGUGAGGGCCAAUGUUGGAUUUAGUCUGUUUCCUGUUGGCAAGGAGGGGGAACCAGUGGGGUCAUAUAACAAGACCACCGAACAUAUCUUCCCUAGCAAAGGUUCAGACUGGGGUUUCUCUAACUUUAUCAAGAAGGCAGAUCUUGAGGGAUCAGUGUAUCUAAGGAAAGACAGAAUCAGAAUCAUGUGCGAUGUUACUGUCGUGAAGUAUGGCCACAAUGCUAAUCGGCUUAGCUUGGUUCCUCCAAGCAACUUGCAUCAGCAUCUCGGCGACCUCUUAAAGAGCAUGGAUGGAGCGGACGUCACCUUUCAUGUUGGCGGGGAGAGUUUCUUGGCUCAUAGGUCCAUUCUCGCCGCUCGGUCGUCUGUCUUCAGAGCGGAGCUCUUCGGUGCUAUGAAGGAGGACGCCGGUCGCCCAAUUGAAAUCAGUGAUAUGGAACCUGAUGUAUUCAGAUCGUUGCUUCACUUCAUAUACACCGACUCACCACCCAUUCGUAUGAUGACCAAUGGAGGUCAAGCACGUAGAGAUGUGGCGAUGGCUGGCCAUCUUCUUGUUGCAGCUGACAGGUAUAACAUUGAGAGGCUGAAGCUGAUUUGUGAAGAGAAGUUAUGCAAGCUCAUCGACUCCGACAUCGUGGCGACCAGUCUGGCUCUAGCUGAGCAGCACAACUCCCGCAGACUCAAGGAAGCUUGCUUUCAGUUCCUCACUUCUCUUUCCAAUUUGGAGGCGAUGAUGGCAAGUGAUGGUUACGAGCAUCUGAAGAAUAGUUGCCCAUCAGUUCUCAAGGAGCUGGCUGUUAGCUUCCUGCCUGCUGAGCUGAAAGUGGUCAAAGAUAUUAUCAUGACAACUUAG